UUCUUUUUUGCACUUAACCCCUUCUAAUGUCAGCAUACUGUUGCCCAAGUCCACCUCUGUCACUGAGCGAGCAAAGUAUUUGCCACAACAAAAUCGCCGCUCCGUUUAAGCAAUACCUUCUUUUUUUUCCAAUCUCUCUUCUUCAAUGAAUCUCAAAACUUGAUCUCUUCUCUCUUCUUCUUCAUUCUUGGAAUCAAAUAUUUCCAAGAAAAUGAUACAAUGGACUGCUUUACCUUUGCAUACUCCAUUCCCAUUUCGUUCAGGUCAGUCAUCAAUCUCACUUUUCUUUUCCUUCAUCAAAACUUUCCCAUUUUCCAUCUCUUCUUCUUCUUCUUCAAUCCAAGAACAAUCACAAUCACAACCCCCCAUUGAACACCAACUCCUCAAUCUCCUUUCACAUCCGAAUUGGCAAAAACACCCUUCCUUAAACACUCUUAUUCCUUCACUUUCCUCUUCAAAUCUUUCCCUUUUCCUCUCACAAAACCCUAAUCUUAAUCCCCAUGUUGCCCUUUCUUUCUUUAAUUACCUUUCCCAUCACCCUUCUUUCAAACUCAAUGUUCAAUCUUACGUACCCCUUAUACGUAUUUUAAUUUCCAACAAGCUUUUUCGGGUUGCAGAAAAAACCCGCCUUUCUAUGAUUAAAUCAUGUGUAACACCUGAAGAUGUUGUUUUUGUUAUGGGUUUUGUGUUAGAUAUGAAUAAAUGUAGUGAUGGGUUGAGUUUUAAGCUUAAUGGGUGGGCUUAUAAUACCUUAUUGAUGUCGUUAUCGCGAUUCGUUAUGGUUGAUGAGAUGAAAUGUGUGUAUAAUGAGAUGUUGAAUGAUAUGAUUAAGCCUGAUAUUUAUACUUUUAAUACAAUGAUUAAUGGAUAUUGUAAAAUGGGUAAUGUUGUUGAAGCUGAGGUUUAUUUGAGUAAGAUCUUGCAAGCUGGUUUGAGUCCCGAUACACAUACAUAUACGUCGUUUAUUUUGGGGCAUUGUAGGAAAAAGGAUGUUAAUAGUGCUUUUAAGGUUUUUAGGGAAAUGUCGAAAAAGGGUUGUCAAAGGAAUGUGGUUUCGUAUAAUAAUUUGAUUCAUGGGUUGUGUGAAACGAGGAGGAUCGAUGAAGCUGUGAAGUUGUUUUUGGAAAUGGGAGAGGAUUUUUGUUCGCCUAAUGUUAGGACUUAUACGGUUCUUAUUGAUGCAUUGUGUCGAUUGGAUAGGAGGGAAGAAGGGUUGUGUUUGUUUAAUGAAAUGAAGGAGAAAGGCUGUGAGCCGAAUGUUCAUACUUAUACUGUUCUCGUUGAUGGUUUGUGUAAAGACUCAAAGCUUGACGAAGCGAGAAAGUUAUUAAGUUUGAUGUCGGAAAAAGGGUUAGUUCCGAGUGUAGUGACGUACAAUGCUUUGAUUGAUGGAUACUGUAAGAAAGGUUUGGUUGAUGUUGCAUUAGAUAUUUUUGGCAUGAUGAUGGAAUCGAAUAAUUGUGUCCCAAAUGUACGUACGUACAAUGAAUUGAUUUCUGGCUUUUGUAGGACGAAAAAGGUGCAUAAGGCAAUGUCGUUACUUGAUAAGAUGCUUGAGCGUAAAUUGUCUCCUAGUAAUGUCACUUUUAACUUGUUAGUUCAUGGACAGUGUAAAGAGGGUGAAGUAGAUAAUGCAUUUAGGUUGCUUAGAUUGAUGGAGGAGAACGGUUUGGCUCCUGAUGAGUGGACUUAUGGUACUCUAGUUGAUGGCUUAUGUGAAAGAGGUAGACUUGAAGAAGCUAAUACCGUUUUUAGUUCUCUGAAAGAGAAGGGUAUAAAGGUUAAUGUUGCAAUGUACACUGCUCUAAUUGAUGGACAUUGCCAGGCUGAAAAAGUUGAUUUUGCCUUGACAUUGUUUAAGAAAAUGAUUGAGGAAGGUUGCUCCCCAAACGCAUGUACUUAUAACGUGCUGAUUAAUGGGUUGUGUAAACAGGGUAAGCAGCUAGAAGCAGCCCAAUUACUUGAAAGGAUGAAAGAAAGUGGCGUUGAACCCACAAUUGAAUCCUAUAGUAUCUUGAUUGAGCAACUACUAAAAGAAUGUGCCUUUGACCAUGCAGACAAAGUUUUUAGUUUAAUGGUUUCUAGGGGACACAAGCCUGAUGUCUGCAUCUACACUUCCUUUCUUGUUGCAUAUUACAAUGAAGGGAAAUUGAAAGAAGCAGAAGAUGUGAUGGCUAAGAUGGAAGAGGUAGGAGUUAGGCCAGAUUUGAUGGCCUAUACAGUAAUGAUUGAUGGUUAUGGUCGUUCACGAUUAUUAAAUCGAGCCUUUGAUAUGCUAAAAUGUAUGUUUGAGGCUGGAUAUGAACCUUCUGGUUACACCUAUUCCGUUUUGAUCAAACAUUUGUCCCAAGGAGGACUUGAUCUUAAUAUUGCUGACGUGUGGAAAGUAGUGAAAUAUGAAACUUUGCUUAAUCUCUUGGAUAAAAUGGGGGAACAUGGAUGUCCUCCAAAUACAAAUGUUUUUAGUUCGCUUGCUAUUGGACUCUGUAGAGAAGGACGCCUCGAGGAAGCUUCGAGGUUAGUUGAUCAUAUGCAGAGUUGCGGAAUGUCUUCUUGUGAAGAUAUAUACACCUCAAUGGUAAAUUGUUGUUGCAAGUUGAGAAUGUAUGAGGAUGCAGCAAGAUUUCUUGGCACUAUGCUUACGCAAGGUUUUUUACCACGGUUAGAGUCGUACAAGCUCCUUAUAUGCGGGUUGUAUGAUGAUGGAAACAAUGAUAAAGCUAAGGCGAUCUUCUUCCGGCUUCUUGAUUGUGGGUACAAUAAUGAUGAAGUAGCUUGGAAGCUUCUAAUUGAUGGGUUACUUAAGAGGGGACUUGUAGAUAGAUGUUCUGAGUUGUUGGAUAUUAUGGAGAAAAAUGGUUCUCGACUUAGUUCCCAAACAUAUUCAUUGCUGCUAGAGGGACUCGAUAGAACAGACAACAAAUAAAGUAUGAAAUUCCCUUAAUAUCCUGUUGCUUGAAUAAUGAUUUCUCAUUUCCGUUCCUGUGGGCUAUUCUUUUAAGGGGAAUUUGCCUUCCAUGAGAUCAGUUUGGAGUCAUCAUAUGGUAUAUACAGCUACUUCUGACAGGUAUGUUGAUCCAUGUGAUUAAUAUAUUAUUUUUCUCCGAAAGUCAGUUUGGAAGGAACCAGAAGAGACAAAGGGAGUGCCACCACUUGAUGUGCCGGAACUGUUGGCAUAGUAGUUAGACAGUCAUGCCCAUUUCUGGUUGAAGGAGGGUCCUCACUGAUUACAACAACAUACCCAGUGUAAUCCCACGAAUGGGGUCUGGGGAGGGUAGAGUGUAUGCAAAGUUUACCCCUACCUUGGGAGGUAGAGAGGCUGUUUCCGAUAGACCCUCGGCUCAAGGAGGGUAGAUUAAGGAGGGUUCUCACUGAUUAAAGGUGAAUUUUUCUUUUUUAUUGUUAAACUGGUUGAAAGUGAAAUUAUGAAUGAUGAACUAGAUUUAAGAUUGUCAGUGUCCUUCAGUGUACUGGUCACUGUUAUUAAGGUGGAUUUUGGGCAGAUUCUACCAAGCAGAACCUAUCAGGUGAUGAAAGGCGUUUAGCAAUAGUCACAGCUGCUAAGCUUCCUUGGAUGAUGGGAACUCCUAUAAAUCUUCUAUUCCGAGCUGCUUAACUAGCCAAAUCAGAAAAGAAGAAUGUUAAAUUGCUGGUUCCAUACACAAUUGACUCGAGGAGUGAAUUGGAUUCAAGGCUGACUUCAAGAUUUCGUUUUACCCUGGAAAGUUCUCCUAAGAAAGGCGGGAUAUAAUACCAGCUGGAGACACUUCUUAGUUUAUCUUAGCAAGGGAUGCCGGUAUUGCAAUUUUAGAGGAGCCAGAACAUCUCAACUGGUACUACCCUGGCAAACGUUAGACUGAUAAAUUUUAUCAUGCUGUUGGCAUCGUCCACACAAACUAUUUGGAAUAUGUCAAGAGGGAAAAGAAUGGGGUUCUUCAAGCAUUUUUUGUGAAACACAUUAACAAUUGACAAGGUAUGUUUAGUCUAUGGACUAAUUCUCCAUGGGAAAAGGAGAAAAAGGAAAACUGUUGGUUGCAUAGCAUUAAGCAAUGGAAGAUGCUUUAAUUGAUUUACCCAAAUCUUUUGGUCUGCAAUGUUCAUGGUGUCAAUCCCAAAGUUUCUGAAAAUAGGAGAGAGCAGCUGCAGAUAGACAAAGCGGCCAGAAAGUUUUCUCUCAAAGAGCAUAUUUCUUAGGCAAAAUGAUUUGCAAGAAGGGAUAUUGGGAAUUGAUAGAUCUGUUAGCAAAGCACAAAACUGACCUUGAUGGGUUUAAUUUGGAUGUAUUUGGCAACGGGCAAGUUGGUCAUGAAGUGCGGAGUACAGAGGUAGAGAUGAUGCAGAUGAUUCUCUUCAUGGUGAUGUGCUCUGUGCUGCCAUGGCCGAGGAUCUUGCAAUGGGGAAAAUUGGACCACCCGUCAAAUGAAUUUUUCCAGGUACGCCUGAAGACUUUGUAGCAAAAGUUAAAAGAGGUAAUGUCCGGGAAGCUGCUAGGUUCAUGGAGUAUUCUGACCUCAAUAAGGUUUUGACUAAUGGGACAAGACUGGACAGAAGACGUCGAGAGGGCAUGUAGAAAUCAGUUUCCACUUCAAAUCUGGAAUAAUUUACUAAUGCUAGGCUGCUAAUGCCACAAAUAUGAAGACAACUCAUAUGUGCUGGCUAAUUAUACUUUAUUGAUGUGUGCUAAAUGUCUUGUUUAAUUGUUCUAUUGUCAAACCUUUCUUAAUGAUAUAAUAAACUUUUACAAGUAUAAUAUGA
Lycium barbarum (goji berry) is the source of this 4755-nucleotide messenger RNA. RefSeq names its product pentatricopeptide repeat-containing protein At5g65560. The coding region runs from base 212 to 2926 and encodes 904 amino acids. Gene Ontology annotation, molecular function: protein binding. The transcript has 6 exons. The record is from RefSeq and is a predicted model, not a curated record. NCBI's taxonomy places the organism in Eukaryota, Viridiplantae, Streptophyta, Magnoliopsida, Solanales, Solanaceae.